UUGGGGAGGCUCCAGGGGGCCCCCCGGGCUCGUUUUUUCGGGGCCCCUUUGGGGGCCUCUCGCAGCUAACUGCAGCAGACUUGGAGGCCAUUGCGGGGCGGCUGGGGGCCCUCGGGAGCGAACUCGGAGACUCCGAAGAGCCCCUGGACGUGGCCUUUGUGCAGCGGGCUUUGCAGCUGCUGGGGGGGCUGCUGGGGCGGCCGGAGGCGCAGCAGCUGCUGGCAGCAGCGCCGGGCAGCAGCAGCAGCAGCAGCAGCAGCAGCAACCCGCAGCAGGCGCUGCGGCUGCUGCUGCAGUCCGAACUCUCGCAGCCAGAGGACGAAGAGGCCUUAUUAGCCAUUCUAUUGUACUUCUUUUCUUUAAGAAAAGUCCUCGAAGAUAAUCCUUUUCUUAGAGAACAAGUCUCGCAGCUAAUCCAAGACAACGCGCAGCAGCUGCUGCAGGGCAACGACUUCAGCAAAGUGCUGGCAGCAAUUGCUGCCAGCAGCAUUUUCCAGGACUUGCGGGAGGAGGUGGAGGAGGUGAUGCAGCGGACCACUGGCUACGCCCCAGCAGCAGAAACCAACAACGACAUGUCUUGA
Messenger RNA from Eimeria necatrix, 581 nucleotides. RefSeq lists its product as hypothetical. The transcript has a single exon. NCBI's taxonomy places the organism in Eukaryota, Apicomplexa, Conoidasida, Eucoccidiorida, Eimeriidae. The annotation marks the transcript as partial. The record is from RefSeq and is a predicted model, not a curated record.